Mustela lutreola (European mink) is the source of this 4055-nucleotide messenger RNA. It is a transcript of the gene MYO1G, whose product is annotated as myosin IG. Gene Ontology annotation, molecular function: ATP binding; microfilament motor activity; actin filament binding. The coding region runs from base 45 to 2201 and encodes 718 amino acids. The transcript is spliced from 17 exons. Gene Ontology annotation, cellular component: myosin complex; actin cytoskeleton; plasma membrane. Lineage: Eukaryota; Metazoa; Chordata; Mammalia; Carnivora; Mustelidae. The record is from RefSeq and is a predicted model, not a curated record. Gene Ontology annotation, biological process: vesicle transport along actin filament; actin filament organization.
AGGAAGGUUGGGGCAACCCCGCCUGGGAGGCUCCUGCUGGCAGGAUGGACGAGGAGGGCCCCGAGUGCGGCAAACCCGACUUUGUGCUUUUGGACCAAGUGACCAUGGAGGACUUCAUGGAGAACCUAAAACUCAGGUUCGAGAAGGGCCGCAUCUACACCUACAUCGGCGAGGUGCUGGUGUCAGUGAACCCCUACCAGGAGCUGCCCCUGUACGGGCCUGAGGCCAUCGCCAAGUACCAAGGCCGCGAGCUCUAUGAGCGGCCGCCGCACCUCUACGCCGUGGCCAACGCCGCCUACAGGGCGAUGAAGCGCCGCUCCAGGGACACCUGCAUUGUUAUCUCAGGGGAGAGCGGGGCAGGGAAGACAGAGGCCAGCAAGCACAUCAUGCAGUACAUUGCGGCCGUGACCAACCCCAGCCAAAGGGCCGAGGUGGACAGGGUCAAGGACGUGCUGCUCAAGUCCACGUGUAUGCUGGAGGCCUUUGGCAACGCGCGCACCAACCGCAACCACAACUCCAGCCGCUUUGGCAAGUACAUGGACAUCAACUUCGAUUUUAAAGGGGACCCCAUCGGGGGGCACAUCCACAGCUAUCUGCUGGAGAAGUCUAGAGUCCUUAAGCAGCACGUGGGCGAACGGAACUUCCACGCCUUCUACCAGGUGCUUCGGGGCUGUGAAGACACAGAGCUGCGGAACCUGCACCUGCAGAGGAACCCCGCGGUGUACAACUUCACCCGGCAGGGCGCAGGGCUCAAUGCCUUGGAGAGCGACGAGAGGAGCCACUACCUGGCCGUGAUGGAGGCCAUGCGGGUGAUCGGCUUCAGUGCUGAGGAAGUACGAUCUGUGCACCGGAUCCUGGCGGCCGUACUGCACCUGGGGAACAUCGAGUUCGUAGAGACGGAGGAGGCCGGGCUGGAGCAGGGGCACCUGGAGGUGGCUGAGGAGGAGCUGGUAGACCACGUGGCUGAGCUGACAGCCACGCCCCGGGAGUUGGUGCUGCGCUGCCUGCUCUCUCGCACAGUGGCCUCUGGAGGCAGGGACCUCAUUGAGAAGGGCCACACUGCUGCUGAGGCCAGCUACGCCCGGGACGCCUGUGCCAAGGCAGUGUACCAGCGGCUGUUUGAAUGGGUGGUGAGCCGGAUCAACAGUGUCAUGGAAACCCGGGACCGGGACCCCCGGCGAGAUGGCAAGGACACGGUCAUCGGUGUGCUGGAUAUCUACGGUUUUGAGGUGUUCCCUGUCAACAGCUUCGAGCAGCUGUGCAUCAACUACUGCAAUGAGAAGCUGCAGCAGCUCUUCAUCCAGCUCAUCCUAAAGCAGGAGCAGGAGGAGUACCAGCGCGAGGGCAUCACCUGGCAGACCGUAGACUACUUCAACAAUGCCACCAUCGUGGAGCUGGUGGAGCGGCCCCACCGGGGCGUGCUGGCCGUGCUGGACGAGGCCUGCAGCGCCGCGGGCACUAUCACCGACCGCAUCUUCCUGCAGAGCCUGGACACGCACCACCGCCACCACCCCCACUACACCAGCCGCCAGCUCUGCCCCACAGACAAGACCAUGGAGUUUGGCCGAGACUUCCGGAUCAAGCACUAUGCAGGGGACGUCACGUACUCAGUGGAGGGCUUCAUCGACAAGAACAGAGACCACCUCUUCCAAGACUUCAAGCGGCUGAUGUACAACAGCUCAGACCCCACCCUGAGGGCUAUGUGGCCGGAUGGGCAGCAGGACAUCACAGAGGUGACCAAGCGUCCCCUGACUGCGGGCACGCUCUUCAAGAACUCCAUGGUGGCUCUGGUGGAAAACCUGGCCUCCAAGGAGCCUUUCUAUGUCCGCUGCAUCAAGCCCAAUGAGGACAAGGUGGCUUCCAGGCUGGACGAGGACCACUGUCGCCAUCAGGUUGCGUACCUGGGGCUGCUGGAGAAUGUGCGGGUCCGGAGGGCGGGCUUCGCUUCCCGCCAGCCCUACCCCCGAUUCCUGCUCAGGUACAAGAUGACCUGUGAGUACACGUGGCCCAAUCACCUGCUGGGCUCUGACAAGGCAGCUGUGAGUGCCCUCCUGGAGCAGCACGGGCUGCAAGGGGACGUGGCCUUUGGCCACACCAAGCUCUUCAUCCGCUCACCUCAGACUUUGGUCACACUGGAGCAGAGCCGUGCUCGCCUUAUCCCCAUCAUCGUGCUGCUGCUGCAGAAGAUUUUGUUUACUUGAGAAAGAGCAGAGGGAGAGGGAGAGAGAAGCAGACUGCAUGCUGAGCAGGGAGCCUAAUGCAGGGCUCGAUCCCAGGACCCUGAGAUCAUGACCUGAACUGAAGGCAGAUGCUUAACCAACUGAGCCUAUUUUUUUUUUUUUUUUUGAGAUUGUAUUUAUUUGUUUGAGACAGGGAGUGUGUGUGGGUAAGCAGGGGGAGUGACAGAGGGAGAGGGAGAAACAGGCUCCCCGCUGAGCAAGGAGCCCAAUGCCGGGCUUGAUCCCACAGCCCUAAGAUCAGAACCUGAGCCGACACCACCUGAGCUCCCCAGGCGCCCCCUUCCUUUUCUCUUCCCUUCUUUUCUUUUCUUGUCUCAGAAAGAUCUCAGACCUAGAGAAAAGCACGCAGAACAGAGCACCGACUUCCCCCUCCUACUCCCAGCAUCAGCUGUGCUGCCCUGACCAGUGUGUGGUUUGAGUCAGACACCUGCAGCCCAUCCCAGUUAUUUUUCAGCAAAACAUGUCUUUAAAGACUUAUUUAUUCAUCUUAGAGGCCUCGAGCAUGUGAGCUGGGGCUGGGCUGAGGAGAAGGAGAGAAAACACCAAGCGGAUUCUCCGCUGAACACAGACUCAGGGGCUCGCUCUCAGGACCCUGAGAUCGUGACCUAAGCCGAAAUCAAGAGUCGGACACUUGACCGACCGAGCCCCACAGGCGCCCUGUCAAAUCAUUGUGUUUAGAGACAUUUUAGUAAGUAUUUCCAAAGGACAGGAAUUCCUCCAUCUCUUUUUAUUUUCAAUGUUUCAAACCGACUGAAAAGUCAGAGAUGCCUGUGAUGACUUACCAUCCACCCGGGUUGCUGCCGUGGUGCGCUCCCCCACCCCAGGUCUGUGUGUCCAUGUGUCUGUCCCCACACCCAUGUAUAGGUAUGUUUAUAUGAUCUCCUGAACCAUACCAGUAAUGAGGCCACUCCGUAUUUCAGCACACUCUCAAGGACAACUACGUUCCCUUUUCUGACCAUGCUGAGGUCAGCAGAUGAGAACCCUAACACCGACUAGACAGUCUACAUAUCUGAACAAUACGCAGUCCAUAUUCGAAUUUCCGCAGUGUCCCACUAUUACCCGUGGUGACCCCGCAUUUAGCUGUGACACAACACCAUGCCAUGGUCACAGAAGUGGGACUUGGGACACUCACACUGGGUCUUCGCAGCCCCACCAUUUCUAGGACCGACCGCACUGCCAUCCCGUCCCCGGUCUGAGUCAGGUUACUUACAUCUGCUUUCAUCUGUGGGUCCCCUGGGCUCCCUGCCGUAGGGUUUCCAGUCUGGGUUUUAAUGGUUGUAUUCUUGGGAUACCCCUCUAUGUCUGGGGCCUCUGGGGCCUCUAUGAGUUGGAGGUCAGACCUGGGCCAGCGUGGAUUCCAGGUGGACAGUUGGUAGCUGUCCCGGGUGAGGGGGAAUUGCCCCCGUCUGCGGGUGCCAGGCAGAAGGACAUGGAAUGGGGAGAGCCGCUCUCCCAGGAGUUAGGCAAAGACUGCAGCAGGGCUCUGUGCCCACCUGGGAAGCCACCCUGCAGCCAGGUGGAGGUGGCUCCCAGGAGUCAUGGGCAGAUCAGCCUGGCCCCGCGCCCCCCGCCCCAGGGUGGGGGAGGUGGGCCGUCCGCAGGGGUGGGGAGGGAGGGAAACAGGCGGGGAGGCGGGGCCUGGCCGAGACUGACGGAAAGCCCGGCUGGCCCCCAGGCCUGGCGUGGCACGCUGGCCAGGCAGCAUUGUCGGCGACUGCGGGCGGUCUACACCAUCAUGCGCUGGUUCCGGAGGCACAAGGUGCGCGCUCAUCUGGCAGAGCUGCAGCGGCGGUUCCAGGCGGCGAGGCAGCCCCC